CUCUUUAUGUCACACGAGUUCGUUUAAAACCCUCAUGGAAUCUGCAUCAUCCAUUGACGCCUGUCUGCAGGUACGACAACAUAUAGCCCGUACCUUAUUAAAUUGGCAAAUGAUUAUACUAUCACAAUCAUCAUUUUAUUUUGCCUACCGUUUCAUCAUAUGGCCGGGCUCUUUUCUCUCGCGCCCAAAUGCAUAAAAUGUGUCGGACAUUGGCGUAAUCUGGCGUUAGACUAUGUGAUGUUGAUUUAACACGGG
This is a messenger RNA of Meira miltonrushii, 255 nucleotides long. RefSeq lists its product as uncharacterized. The transcript has a single exon. Lineage: Eukaryota; Fungi; Basidiomycota; Exobasidiomycetes; Exobasidiales; Brachybasidiaceae. The coding region runs from base 35 to 196 and encodes 53 amino acids. The record is from RefSeq and is a predicted model, not a curated record.